AUGUUUGUUGGUGUCAAUGAGCUAUACAACGAGAUCGAUAAAUUAAGACUGAACUUGGACUUGCAACAUCGCAAAUAUGAAAGAGAAUUAGGCGAGUUGAAGAGGAAGUGCGACAUAAUGCAGUUGAUCCAGGAGAACGACAGAAGGAAUAUGUUUUGCAUGCCGGCUGGCUUUAGAAUGCCUACGUUGGAGCCGCGACAUUUGUACGAUGACUGUCAGGUGGUAGAUAAGCCGUUUCCAGGAGCUGUAACUGAUUCAGCAGCUAGUUCGCUCCACUCUGCUCAGUUUUCUCCACGGUACAGCGUUCCUUCUAGUGCCACUGCCGCUACAUCUAUUGAUGCUCAAUCUGCCACGGUUGCUACUCCCGUUCCUGGGCACUCUGCCACAGAUCUACCUUCUCCACCUUCCCACUCAACUCCCGCCCCACUUCCACUAACUGCCCCAGCUCCUGUUGUACCCCCACCACCUGCUCCUCCUGUAGUGCAUAGCCAUAUCCCAUCUUACUCACAGGACCAAGGUAAAGCAUCGUACGAAACAAUUCCAAAGUACCGCCUUGCGAAGGUACACACUGUUGCCGAAAUUUGGAGAGAAUUCAACUACGGUACCUCCGUAAAUCCUUCUUUGAGAGACUUGGAGAAAAAAUUUGGAUCCAGCUGGAGAUAUCCUACUGAAAUGCGUACCUACGCAAGGAGGAAGGCGAUCUUUACCGCAAUAGAGUUUGGCAUUAAGAAGGGAAUCCCGGAACUACAAGUUAUUCAAGACUUAGAGAAGAGAAGAGAAUAUGUCACAGACACUGGUGCCAAAAAGAAACGCCCACUAGUCUGGCUAUCUUCGAACAUACCAAGCAUGUACGUGCACAGGUUCCCCACUGCUAACUUGAGGUUAUGA
Messenger RNA from Dujonia railenensis, 888 nucleotides. Lineage: Eukaryota; Fungi; Ascomycota; Pichiomycetes; Serinales; Debaryomycetaceae. The record is from the annotation of a GenBank genome assembly.